AGGUGGGGAGGGGGUCUCUUUUUGAAUCCCUCAGCUGCAGAUCAAAUGCUCCCUGUGCGGGCUGUGGAGGAAGCGCCCCCUGAAUGGAAGUAAUCGCGCAACUUCUCUCCAGCAGUUGUUCCGGCGCCGAAGCGGCAGCAAACUCUUCUCUCUAGGAUUUGCUCGUUGCGACCAGCCGGACUGGACCUUGGUACUUUCGCGACCCGCCGACAUGUAUUCAGCAGCGCUGCUGCUGAUGCUGGCCGCCAGGAUGUGCGCGGACGGCGUGGAGCGGCCAACAGCUGGCUGCACCUUUGAUGAGGACUCGGAUUCUGGCCUGUGUGAAUACCGCCAGGGUCAGGAGGACGACUUUGACUGGCAGCUGAUCAAGACCUUCAACUGGCCACACCCGACGGCGGACCUCCUGCCAGGGUCCUUCAUGAUGGUCAACUCCUCGCAGCAUCUGGGGGGCCAGAGAGCGCAGCUCUACCUGCUCCCCUUGAGUGAGAACGACACCCACUGCAUACAGUUCAGCUACUUCCUGUACAGCCGCGACGGCCACAGCCCUGGAGCCCUGCAGGUCUACAUCCGGGUCAACGGCGGUCCCAAGGGCAGUGCCGUGUGGAAUAUCUCUGGCUCCCAGGGACGCCAGUGGCACCAGGUGGAGCUGGCUGUAAGCACAUUCUGGCCCAGUGAUUACCAGGUCAUCUUUGAAGCGACUGUUUCCGAUGAGCGACAGGGCUACAUUGCCUUGGACGACACCGUGCUGCUCAAUUAUCCAUGUUACAAGGUGCCUCAUUUCUCUCGGCUGGGUGACGUGGAGGUGAACGCCGGGCAGAACGCCUCGUUUCAGUGCGUCGCCACGGGCAAAGUCUCUGAGACCGAGCCAUUCGUGCUUGAGCGGCGAAACAGCGUCGUGCUCGACACUUCCUGGCUGUCGCGGCUGAGCCACAAGCGACUGAUGGCAACUUUUCAGGUGGAGGCGCAGCGGGGAGAGCAGGACCUCUACCGCUGCAUCACUCUGUCCCCAAGAGGUGCCGCUGUCUCCAACUUUGGAGAACUCAUUGUGAGAGUGCCCCCCACCCCGAUCGCUCCGCCCCAGCUCCUGCGUGCGGGACCCACCUACCUGAUCAUCCAGCUCAACACCAACUCCAUCGUUGGAGAUGGACCUGUCAUUCGACGGGAAAUCCAAUACCGGGCCAGCCAGUCAGCCUGGAAAGAGACCCACGUGGUGGGCUCACUUACCUACAAGGUUUGGCACCUGGAGCCAGACACGGAGUACUACAUCAGCGUCCUGCUAACCCGGCCCGGGGAGGGCGGCACCGGAGCGCCUGGGCCACCGCUGGUCAGCAGAACCAAGUGUGCAGAGCCCAUGCGUGCCUUGCGUGGCCUCACAGCCACAGAGAUCCAGCCGCGCCUCCUGGCCCUCCAGUGGGAGCCGCUGGGCUACAACCUCACACGCUGCCACACAUACACGCUAUACCUCUGCUACCGCUACUCCAUGCCAACGGGGAGCAGUGGGGGCAACAACGCCACCGUGAGGGAGUGCCUGUCAGUGGACCGCAACACCUCCCGCUUCACCCUGAGGGACCUGCCACCCUUCCGCGCUGUCCACGUGAGGCUGGCACUGGCCAACCCGGAGGGGAAGAAGGAGAGCCGGGAAGUCACCUUUCAGACGGAGGAGGACAUUCCUGGAGGCAUCGCUCCCGAGUCUUUGACCUUCACUCCACUCGAUGACAUGAUCUUCCUGAAGUGGGAGGAGCCUGUGGAGCCCAACGGUCUUAUCACACAGUAUGAGAUCAGUUACCAGAGCGUUGAAUCCUCUGACCCUGGCAUCAAUGUCCCUGGACCUCGUCGUACAGUGUCCAAACUGAGGAACGAAACCUACCACAUGUUCUCCGGCCUGCACCCCGGAACCACAUACCUGGUCUCUGUUCGUGCCCGGACCGCCAAAGGCUUUGGCCAGACUGCUCUUACAGAGAUCACUACGAACAUAUCUGCCCCUGUGUUUGACUAUGAAGACGUCCCGUCUCCGCUGAGCGAGUCAGAGAGUACCAUCACCGUGCUGCUGCGCCCUGCCCUGGGGAGAGGAGCGCCUGUCAGUGCCUACCAGGUGGUUGUGGUGGAAGAGGACGGCUCCCGCCAGGUGAGGAGGAGGAAGAGAAGGAGGGAGCUGGGAACCGAGGACUGCUUCCCUACUGCAAACUCCCACAGUGAGGCGCAGGUCAAAGGGGCCCAACAUUACUACACAGCUGAGCUGGCCCCCAGCAGUCUGCCGGAGGCCACGCCUUUCACCGUGGGUGACAAUCACACCUACAAUGGCUACUGGAACAGUCCUUUAGACCCUACCAAGAACUACCUCAUCUACUUCCAGGCUACCAGCAAUUUCAAAGGGGAGACCAGGAUAAAUUGUAUUCGGAUUGCUCGCAAAGCUGCCUGUAAGGACUCCAAGAGAGCUCUGGAGGUAUCCCAGCAUGCCGAGGACAUGGGUCUGAUCCUGGGAGCCUGCGCCGGAGGUCUGGUGGUCCUCAUUCUCCUCUUGGGGGCCAUUGUCAUCAUCGUGAAGAAGGGAAGGGACUUCUAUUCUUACCCUUACUACCCCAGGAAGAAGGUGGCCAUAAACAAGGCGGCCAUGUCCUACAGGCAGGAGAAGAGUCGCAAGCUGAGCCCUCUGGACUGCAGCAUGACCGAGCAGAGCACCCUCCAGCAGGACGAUAGGAUGGCCCACUCCUUCAUGGACGCCCACGGCUGCAACGCUCGAAACGAGCAGCGGAGCUCCGUCAACGAAUCCAGCAGCUUGUUGGGAGGCUCGCCCCAGCGUCACUGUCGGAGGAAGAGUUCGCCUUAUCACACGGGUCAACUCCACCCCGCGGUGAGGGUGGCCGACCUCCUGCAGCACAUCAACCAGAUGAAGACGUCCGAGGGAUACGGCUUCAAGCAAGAGUACGAGAGUUUUUUUGACGGCUGGGAUGCCACUAAAAAGAAAGACAAGACCAAAGGACGACGUGACAGCCUACUCAGCCCUGAUCGGCAUCGAGUCAAGCUCCACUCUCUCCUGGCAGACCCCAGCUCAGAUUACGUCAAUGCGAACUACAUAGAUAUUCGGAUAAACAGGGAAGGUUACCAGAGAUCCAAUCACUUCAUUGCCACUCAAGGCCCAAAGCAGGAGAUGAUCUAUGAUUUUUGGCGGAUGGUUUGGCAGGAGAAUUGCUUCAGCAUCGUCAUGCUCACCAAGCUGGUGGAAGUCGGCAGGAUGAAGUGCUGUAAGUACUGGCCCGAUGACACCGAGCUGUAUGGUGACAUUAAGAUAACACUACUGAAGACAGAGACCCUGGCAGAGUACACGGUCCGCACCUUUGCCAUGGAGAGGAGGGGCUACCCUGCCAAACACGAGGUGUGCCAGUUCCACUUAACUUCCUGGCCUGAGCACGGCGUGCCGUACCACGCCACUGGCCUGCUGGCCUUCCUGCGCCGAGUCAAGGCCUCCACGCCCCCCGAUGCUGGACCUGUGGUCGUCCACUGCAGUAUGGGGGCAGGCAGGACUGGCUGCUACAUUGUGCUGGAUGUCAUGCUGGAUAUGGCCGAGUGUGAAGGCGUGGUGGACAUCUACAACUGCGUUAAGACCCUCUGCUCCCGUCGUAUCAACAUGAUCCAGACCGAAGAGCAGUAUGUGUUCAUCCAUGAUGCCAUCCUGGAGGCUUGCCUUUGUGGAGAGACUGCCAUCCCCGUGUCGGAGUUUGCUCUUACCUACAAGGAAAUGCUGAAAGUCGAUUGCCAGAGCAACACCUCACAGCUCCGAGAGGAGUUCCAGACCCUGAACUCUGUGACCCCUCACCUGGAUGUGGAGGAGUGCAGCGUCUCUCUGAUGCCCAGGAACCGAGAGAAGAACCGGAGCAUGGACGUUUUGCCGCCGGACCGCUCUCUGGCCUUCUUGGUCACCACAGAGGGUGAGAGCAGCAACUACAUCAAUGCAGCGCUGGCCGACAGCUUCCUUCGGCCUGCUGCCUUUGUGGUGACCCCACACCCGCUACCUGGCACCACCACCGACUUCUGGAGGCUCAUUUAUGACUACAGCUGCACCUCUGUGGUGAUGCUGAACCAGCUUAACCAAUCCAAUUCUGCUUGGCCCUGUCUGCAGUAUUGGCCUGAGCCUGGAUUACAGCAAUUUGGGCCCAUGACCGUGGAGCUUUUGUCCAGGACCGCAGAUGAUGACGUCAUCAUCCGCCUCUUCCGGAUUCAGAACAUCACUCGGCUCCAGGAGGGUCAGCUCGUGGUGCGCCACUUCCAGUUCCUGCGCUGGUCCCCAUACCGUGAUGUGCCCGACUCUAAAAAAGCCUUCCUCAGCCUUUUGGCACAGGUUCACAACUGGCAGAGGGAGUGUGGCGAGGGACGCACCGUCGUCCACUGCCUGAAUGGCGGCGGUCGAAGCGGUACUUUCUGUGCCUGCACCAUGACCCUGGAAAUGAUACGGCAUCACAGCGUAGUGGACGUGUUCUUUGCUGCCAAAACGCUGCGCAAUUCAAAGCCAAACAUGGUGGAGACAAUGGAGCAGUACCGUUUCUGCUAUGAGUUGGUCCAGGAGUAUCUGGACUGUUUGGAAGUCAGAUAGCGCCAGCUUUUUUCACUGCAUCCCUUCCCAAGGAAACGCUCUGGAUCUUUGCUCCUGCCUCAUUAGUCCCCCUACGCACUGCUCUGGUUGGAUACUCCGCCAUGCUUUGAUAAAAUCUCGAUCAACCCUAAAGAGAAAACUUCCAACUUGUAACACACCACUCAAGACACCCCCCCCCCCCCUUCUCCUUGACCCCCUGAUCCAAGCUGAACUCUUCUGUGCCAUUUGUCAUCUGCCAAAACCAGAGGACUUCAACAGCAGUGCUGCUGAUUUUAACAGGAGCGCUGUUGAGGCAGCCUGGCUCCAUGUUGUACACCAACGAGAUUUAAGGAGCUCCUCUGGAUCCUGCCUUACAGUAAAUAAACACUAAAAAAGGAACGACAGUUGAUGCCAUUCACUGGGUGAUAUUUUGUGUUUGUAACACUGUAAAUGGUGCAAUCUGCUGUUGGUGAACAUCCAAUGUUGUUCUGUACUGUAUUUGAAUUUUAAUGUGGAUAACGCCUAAAACUGAAGAUUAAGAACUGAUGAAAAAAGAAAGCAGACUUUUACCUGACGGACAUUCGUGUUCAGUAGAUUAGUCUCUGACCUAAUUUCUCUUUAUUUAUUUGUGGGUAUUGAUGUUUUUAUUUUCCUUCAUCUGAUAUUCCUAGAUGUUCCCAAUGUCUUAAUCACUGUGCCAUUCUCUCUCUCUCUCUCUCUCUCUCUCUCUCUCUCUCUCUCUCUCUCUCUCUCUCUCUCUCUCUCUCUCUCUCUCUCUCUCUCUCUCUCUCUCUGUCUGUUAAUGGGUCGGGGUUCAGCAUCUGCAUGCCCAGUCUUAACUGUUUCAUUGCAAUGUGUGACCCAAGUCUGCUGUAAGAGUACGGCAAAUAAUUUGUUGCUUUCUAGGUUUGUAUUUAUUCAGUGUGUGUGAUUUUCUAAAUAGUGUGUACAACAGGAGAAAAAAAUAAAAUAUGCUCCUCACCGCAA
Fundulus heteroclitus (mummichog) is the source of this 5554-nucleotide messenger RNA. RefSeq names its product protein tyrosine phosphatase receptor type Ua (gene ptprua). Gene Ontology annotation, molecular function: protein tyrosine phosphatase activity; protein binding. Bases 212 to 4588 code for a protein of 1458 amino acids. The record is from RefSeq and is a predicted model, not a curated record. Lineage: Eukaryota; Metazoa; Chordata; Actinopteri; Cyprinodontiformes; Fundulidae. Gene Ontology annotation, cellular component: membrane. The transcript is spliced from 31 exons. Gene Ontology annotation, biological process: protein dephosphorylation.